This is a messenger RNA of Xiphias gladius (swordfish), 2082 nucleotides long. RefSeq names its product ras-GEF domain-containing family member 1B-B-like. The transcript has 14 exons. Gene Ontology annotation, molecular function: guanyl-nucleotide exchange factor activity. The coding region runs from base 233 to 2011 and encodes 592 amino acids. Gene Ontology annotation, biological process: positive regulation of GTPase activity; Ras protein signal transduction. NCBI's taxonomy places the organism in Eukaryota, Metazoa, Chordata, Actinopteri, Istiophoriformes, Xiphiidae. The record is from RefSeq and is a predicted model, not a curated record. Gene Ontology annotation, cellular component: plasma membrane.
UUGAGCCAAAUAUCGGGAGCGGAGAUACACAAUGGGGCCGAGCGCAGCACGAACACACUGCUGAAAGGCUUGUCCGUCUGUUACACACCGUGCACCUUUGGUCGUGGCGUCGGGGCAGACUUAAGCAGCGGAAAUUACAAAUAGUUUGGAUAGUCUCGCUUUUCUUUUUCGACUGAUUCUGUCAGUGAGAAAUUGCGUUCGGUCACUGAGCCGCAUCACUUAAGAGGUCAUCAUGCCUCCCACAACUCCUUAUGCCGGAAAGUUCAGCUCUUGCGCUCCGUACGGCAACAACAACAACCAUCCUCAGCCUCACAGCCCGUACCGCAGCGGCACCGUCCCAAAACUGGCAAAGGAAAACGUCUACAAUGGUGCCUACUCUGUGGCCGAAAACCCCUACGACAUACCGCAGCCUCACAGCUCCUACCGCAGUUCCUCCGUCUCCUCUGUGACGGCGAAGGAGCAUCAUUACAACAGCAGCUGCGCGGUUUCAGAGAACCCGUACUCCUCACCGCAGUCUCGCAGCCCUCGACAGCACAGCACUUCCUGUCCAGGCCGCGCGUACCGCCACACCACAAGCAGCAGCAGCAGCAGCAGCGAGCAGUCCUGUCGUAACAACACUGCUGCCGCGAAGGCUCGACUUUACGGACACGGCAUCACUGCUAGCUACGGGGAGAUGUGUUAUCAUGACAACAGUUUGGUUUCAGCAUCUCUUGAGGCGCUGAUCCAGCACCUGGUUCCCACAGUGGACUACUACCCUGAUAGGUCAUAUGUGUUUACCUUCCUGCUGAGUUCACGCCUCUUCCUGCACCCGUACGAGCUCAUGACGAGGGUUUGUCACCUGUGUGUGGAGCAGCAGCGGUCUGGAGACGCCCUGCUUGAUAAGAUCCGUUUCCGUGAGGUGGCGCCUAAGCUGGUGCAGCUGCUGACCGAAUGGACGGAGACAUUUCCAUACGACUUCAGGGAUGAGAGGAUGAUGCGCUGCCUCAAGGACAUGACACACCACGUGGCCCGAGGUGAUGAGUACUCCUGGCGAGCCAUGCAGCAGAUGACCCAGCGGCUGAUCAAACGCCUAUCAGCGCUCGGCCAGUACGAGGAGGCCGUGGCUGCGCUCAACGCCGUGGCGAUGGAGCGGCCCGCUUCCCUGAAAAGCAAACAGGUUUCGGGUCAGAGAAGCGACGUGCUGAGCGUCUGUGACGACCCCUUCAUCUUCGCUCAGCAGCUCACACACAUUGAACUGGACAGACUGAGUUUUAUCGGUCCUGAGGAGUUUAUCCAGACAUUUGCUAUGAAGGACCCUCUGGAGAACCAUAAGGGUUUCUUCCGGAAGCGUAAAACCAGUAACCUGGAGGCCUAUGUCAACUGGUUCAACAGACUGAGUUUCCUAGUGGCCACCGAGAUCUGUAUGCCAGUGAAGAAGAAACACAGAGCGCGGAUCAUAGAGUUCUUCAUUGACGUGGCUCAGGAGUGUUUCAACAUUGGCAACUUCAACUCCCUCAUGGCCAUCAUCACUGGGAUGAACAUGAGUCCUGUUGCCAGACUGAAGAAAACCUGGAGUAAAGUCAACACUGACAAAUUUGAAAUCCUGGAGCACCAGAUGGACCCGUCCAGUAAUUUCAGUAACUACCGUACUGCGCUCCGUGGCGCCACCCAGCGGUCUGAGACUGCACACAGCAGCCAGGAGAAGAUUGUGAUUCCUUUCUUUAGUCUCCUCAUUAAAGACAUCUACUUCCUGAAUGAAGGCUGUGCCAGCAGGUUGGCCAAUGGACACAUCAACUUUGAGAAACUGUGGGAGCUGGCAAAGCAUGUGAGUGAGUUCCUGGUUUGGCGUCAGGUGAUUUGUCCAUUCGACAGAGACCGACGGAUCCUCCAGUACCUCGUCACCACGCCGGUCUUCAGCGAAGACGAGCUGCAUCUGGCCUCAUAUGAGAGUGAAGGACCUGAGAACAACAUGGAGAAAGACAGCCGUAGGUCUCUCAGAUCUUCCCUUCUGCAUCGCGAGAAUCGGUCCUAAGGGGAAGAUCUCCUCUGCUGUACAGACUUGAAACGAAUGAGGAUUUUUAUUAAGCUACAGAUUACUCCACA